Molecule: messenger RNA, 5328 nt
Organism: Dufourea novaeangliae
Lineage: Eukaryota; Metazoa; Arthropoda; Insecta; Hymenoptera; Halictidae
Gene: RhoGAP93B
Product: rho GTPase-activating protein 39
Exons: 11
Coding region: 392-3874 (1160 amino acids)
Biological process (GO): signal transduction
Cellular component (GO): cytoskeleton; cytoplasm
Molecular function (GO): protein binding; GTPase activator activity
Source: RefSeq, a predicted model, not a curated record
CAGACCGAUCGAACGAACGGAGGAUCCGAAGUAGAUCCGUCCCCCAAAACUGUACUCACCGGCGAGGGACCAUAACGUGCGCUAUGUCUGUGCGCGUCAUCGGGCCAGUGCUUCGUGUCGCGGUAUCGAAAAAAUCGCACGAGUUUUUACGGGUUCCCUUGUAGUUGGCGGCAGGGACGCGGGGCGAAACGAACAGACGAAAAAAAGAUGGCCGCCGAGCGGCUGCCAUGAAGGGGCUGUGUCGCUCGUGCUCGUGGAAAUGGGACGUUGCGACAUCCAAGUGUCACCGUAGGCGCUCGCGAAGUGUCACAAAGUGUUCCGUAGGUGACGUGAAGUGUUUUUUAGUGUCGGUGGUUCGUUGGCAUCGUCAGGGUGGAUUGAUUUUCCCGUGAUGGCAUCCGACGGUAGAAUGGAAUGGGUGGAAAUUAUAGAACCUCGCACAAAGGAGCAUAUGUAUGCAAAUCUCACGACUGGAGAAUGUGUAUGGGAUCCUCCACCUGGUGUACCAGUGAAAAAAACAGAUAACAAUCAGUGGUGGGAAUUGUUCGAUCAAAACACUUCACGGUUUUACUAUUACAAUGCAACCUCCCAAAAAACUGUUUGGCACCGUCCGAGCGAUUGUGACAUCAUACCAUUAGCAAAACUCCAGACAUUAAAGCAGAACACAGAGCCACCCAGCAGUAGUGGAAUCGAUACACAAAAGUCAGCCGAGCCAAGAAAGAAAGAAUCUGUAUCCACACAGACACAAACCCCUUCCGUUAGCCGUUCAACAAGGUUCAGUCAUCAAGAAAGUUCCAAUUUAUCUUCUUCGUUGCAAAGUGGUAGUGUAAAUAAAACACGAAUAUCUGGUGUCGGUGUGGAUCUCCAGACGUCACCACCUUCGCCAUCUCCGUCUACAAGGCGUCAUCAUCACCAUCACCACCAUCAUAACAACAGGCACCAUAGGCACCAUGAAGUGCCCACCACACGACGCCAACAUAAUCAUUCUCAGGACUCUGGACGUUCCAGUGACAGUUCGGUCUCCCACAGUCGAACGUCUUUGGAGUCGACUGGUUACCGUCUGUUGGACUCUCCGCACCGUCAUCAUCAUCGUUCCGCCGUCCAAACACCGGCGAAUCAAGCACAAUCCUCGCCCAGACAGCACAGCGGCACGUUAGAGGCUAGGGGUCACAAGAGCGGAACUUUGGAGAGCGUGAAGAAUCAGAAGUCUGUGCCAUUGGGUGAACCGCCUCCAUUAGGUCUAUCACUUUCGACUAGUACUCCUCUGUUCAAGAAGAAGACGUUCGUCGACGCGCAACGCGAGGUUCGGGCCGGGAAUUUAGAAUUGGAAAAGAAUAAAAAUGGUAGAGAAAGUAGUAGGGGUUCUUAUGGUCCUGAGCCGAGUACUUCACCAUAUCGUGAUUCGCUGAUGGAAUCUAGAAUAUUCAGGCAAGAGAUGCCUCCGUACCGUCCGCCUGAAGUUCAUGAACGAGUAAAUAGUUUGGACAAAACAAACACGUCAGCCUUUUAUCCAAGUUCCAUGCAUUCGCGUAAUAUGAAUAAGCAAGAUAAUACCGGUAGUAUAGGAAGACGGCAUCACGGAUGCUCGGUGUCCCUUUCCGAAGCGAACGUUAGAGAUAUGUACGGCGCCAUGCUGGCGGAAAGGAACGAACCGUCGAAGAGCCUCGUGAGGGGCACCGCGGUUCUAACUAAUGCAUCGAAGCAGAAAAGCCUUGAGAUCGCGGAAAGAGAGAGAGAACGUGAACGUGACAGGGAAAAGGAGUAUAGAAGAAAUACAGCGUGCAAUAAUUCUUUGGAUUGUGUGCCACAACCGUUGGCCCGCAGUUACAGUUUUGUACAGCAACAGAAGCAGCAGCAGAAGAUGCAGCAGAUGCAUCAGCAACAGUCACGAAGACGGGACAGGGACGACGAUUCUAUGCACGAGCGUUAUUUAAUAAGUCAAAGUCACGAGCAGCCUAGGCAAAGGCUUAGCAGCAACACUAGCAGUAGCAAUAGUAGUAACAGUAGCAGUAAUAGCGCGGUAGGGGAGGAGACGGAGGGGCUCACGGAGGGGGACGAAAGUAAGAAGAAGAGGAGCAACGGUAACCCGAGUCCGCCACCGUCACCGUUCUACGGGAAUCCAUUAUCCGACGCAGAUUACUUGUUACCGCUUCAACAUUAUAUUCUUCAGCAAGCAAAACUCUCAGGUUGUUACAAGUUCGGAGACCCUUUAUUAGCAGAAGAAGGUGAUGAUUCCUUGGACGAAGAGGGCGGAAGAGGUGAGGGUAUUGGGGGGAGAGCCGAUGACGAUUCUGACGAUCAGUUUGCAGAUGACGAGGCAGCCAGUAACCAGGGUGAUUCUUCCAGCCAAGAGUACCUCGAAGAUCAUUAUGCGGACUUGGGCAAUUACGACACCGCAGGCUUAGCGACUUACUACAACACAGCGGACACUCUGACCAGGCCACAGGUACGUCCGCCAUCGCCACCGAUCACCGUGCCCCAGACCGAAAUACGGGACAUCGUGACCACCACCAGACAAGUGACCGUUCCAACGUCCACGAUAAGCUCGAUUCCCGCGAUCGGCACCAUCAGGGUCGACAACAUCGACACCGAAGAGGCCAGGCGAAACGACAGCGCGGGCGGCGGCGACAUCGAGAAAUACGCGCAGGACAACCUGAACCUGAACUGCGGCCGCCCGAAGGGGCUACGGUUGCUGUUUCGGAAAAAGUUCAGCGUCCGUGACAUUCUCAGCUGGUCGAAGGACCCGAUACCGCAGCCGAUGCUGGUGGUCGUGGACGGUGAAAAGUUACUGAAACGGGACGCCUGCAACCUGUUCCGUUUGGUGCAAGUGUACAUGGGUGAUCGGAAAACGAACGUGGGAAUGACGCUGGACAGUGUGGCCAUGGACAUUGUGAACACCGCGUUCUCGAAGCCCCCGUUACGGGACGAAUUGUACGUUCAGAUCUGUCGACAGACCACCGAGAAUCCUCGGAAGGAAAGCCUGCGAAGGGGUUGGGAGUUAAUGGCGGUAUGCCUGGCGUUCGUGCCGCCCAGCGCAACGUUCGAGCCUUACCUCGAGGGCUACAUGAACCGACAUCGCGAUCCGAACUUUCAAUUCCCCGAGGUGGCCAAAUGGCCGAUCCACGUGCAGGUCAGCCACUACGCGACCGUUGCCUGUCGGCGUCUCCAACGAAUUGGCGCGCAUGGCAAGCGACAGCCUCGAAAGGCCACCAUAGAGGAUAUCGAUCAAGCUAGGAUCCAGAUAUUCCGGGCGUCCAUGUUCGGAGCAACGUUAUCGGAAGUGAUGGCUCUGCAGAGAGACAGAUUCCCGAAUCGAGAGUUACCAUGGAUACAGACCACGUUGACGCGACAAGUGCUCGCCCGCGGUGGUAUUCUGACUGAGGGUAUAUUCAGGGUAUCCGCGGACGCGGACGAGGUGAGCGCGUUAAAGGCGUGUUUGGAUAGGUUCGAAGACGGCACGAUUCUGGCAGUUUCGCAGGACGCUCACGCGCCUGCUUCACUGUUGAAACUAUGGGUACGCGAGCUAUACGAACCUCUGAUACCUGAUUCCUUUUACACGGAGUGCGUGUCGAUGAGACACGACGACGCCGAGGUCUCCGCGGCAAAUGUCGCCGGGCUUGUGGAUCGAUUGCCUGACCUAAAUCGUCGGGUUCUUUGUCACCUGAUACGGUUUCUACAGAUAUUCGCGAGACCAGAGGUGGUAGCCCGUACCAAAAUGGACGCGAACAACUUGGCGAUGGUGAUGGCCCCGAAUAUACUGCGUUGCACCUCCCAGGAUCCCCGUGUGAUCCUGGAGAACGCACGAAAAGAAAUGGCUUUUGUUCGUACUCUUAUCGAGUCAUUAGAAACCGCUUGGGUCGAUGAUCUUCACUGACCUCAUUCUAUUGCGCUAGAAGAAAAUGAACGCUCUAGACUACUAUGCCAAAUGAAAAAAUCAGCUGUAUAUUCAUAAGUAUCGUUAGUUAUUUCACUAUUUCUCGAUUAUCUUUCACGCCUUCGUUUCGUUUUUUUACUUUUCUUUUUUGGUCAUUGUCACCACUUCCCUGGCUCCCCUUCGAAAUAGUCCCGUGAAUGUUCUUAAAUGGUAAUUUAGUGGCUAAAGUCUUACCAAGCUAAUCAACGGAGCACCCCCCUCCUCUUCCCCUCCGCUCGUUCCCCUAUUUAUUAUUUAUAUUGCAAAUUAUAUGUUAUACAGAUAGAGAUUAUUAGAUUAUAUUAUGUAUAUCACUUAUAUAUCAUAUUAUAUAUAUAUUUUACCAACCCCCUUGUUACCGCGUUGCGACGAGAAACGCGGACGGCUUUUUUACUCGAUUAUUGUUGAAUCUCGUGUAAGAUAAAAAAAAAAACGAAAAAAGAAACAAACUGGAAAUCAUGUGUUACCGUGUAUAGCUGCACAUCUCCGCGAUUGAAUCUUUUUUGUAUAAGCGACGAAUAUGACCACCGUGUACAACGUUUAUCGAGAGGAGUAAACAUAUUGCAGAAGAUUAGCAAGCUGUACAAAGUGUGCGUGUAUGUGUAAUUCUUUUUCCUAACGGCAGCCUUCUGAACGCUUUAUAACCUCUCAACGAGACAGAUCGUAUAAUAUUCUUUCCAAUUCGUUAACCACACGACGCAGUGUCUUGUGCUGUAUUGGAUACCAAAAUUUAUAUAUUUUACACACGAAGAUACUUAUGAAAAAAAAAAGAAAUCCUACUAUUUACGUUUUUUUUUUUUAACAAUAUGCAGUUACACAAGGUGGUUUUACAGCUGCUCUCUCUUGUUUUCUCCUGAUCUGUACAAUAUAUUUUUCGUUUGCGCCACGAGAGUUACCAGUAAAAUUAUCGUUAUUUAAAUAUAUAAUAUUUAAAAUUAUACAAAACAAAAUAUCACAAACGAUGGGAUCGCCAUUAUGCCACGCGAUGGACCGAUGCUUCUUUUCUUUUCCUUUCUUCUUUUAUAUGUAAAUAUCGUAUAAAAAUUAGUAUUACCGAUUCUUGUGUCGGAAACUCGAUGGUAUAUAAAUCACUCGCAACAUAUCUGCCUUCUAGACACUACACUAGCAUUAUCUAGUUACACCUAUAUAAUUUUAUAUACAAGAUGUACAAAGUAAAAUUGAUUACACUAAUACUGCUGCAGAUUACGCGCCCGAUUUCGUACGUUACCACUUUCGUUAAUAUUAAUAUAUAUUCAUAAUUGAACACGCUUUUCUCUCCUCCCUAGGGGAGGUCACGAAUUCGUUUCCGGUUCGAGUGAAAUCCGGAAUUUUGUAAAAUAACAUAUUUUUUUUUUCUCUAGCAGAUAGCACACACAUCUUACCGAUAAUUUUUGUUGUACGAAAAAGCUUUUUGU